Daldinia childiae is the source of this 2652-nucleotide messenger RNA. RefSeq names its product DNA repair protein RAD16. Gene Ontology annotation, molecular function: ATP binding; ATP-dependent chromatin remodeler activity. NCBI's taxonomy places the organism in Eukaryota, Fungi, Ascomycota, Sordariomycetes, Xylariales, Hypoxylaceae. Bases 1 to 2652 code for a protein of 883 amino acids. The transcript is spliced from 6 exons. The record is from RefSeq and is a predicted model, not a curated record.
AUGGCGCCGCGAACUAGACGUUCGAAGGCUGCGGAAGACAGUUCUACCAUCGAUAGCGCUGGCGGUACUCCUGCUUCACAACCUGUCCUUCCUCAACGACGUGGAAGGUCCUCUAAAGCCACCGCUAUUGAUGGCAACUCAACCUCUUCCGCACCAACACCAGCUACAACUGUUUCAGACAGCGAGUAUUCAACUCCUGCAACCAGCAAUGCUGUAACUCCCGCGCCUUCUAUCACUAAAAAACCUACUCAGCCGGGAACUAAGAGUCAGCCGCGCUUGGUAGUUGAACUUCCCAAGCUCCCUAAAGGCUCGACUGCGACAACAGGCACCAAGUCUAGCAGCCUUAGCUCUUCGACUUCAUCUAGAGUAACUACACGCCGCCGGCCUGCCCCGAUCGCCUACACCGAGGAGGAUUCGGAGGACGAUAUAAAUAUGAUGGAGGCACCUCGUGAAAAUCCUGUCCCGGCUAAGAGUAAUAUGGUUCUUGGUCGCAAGAGACCUAGUGUUGCGAUGUCUCUUGAUUCUGGCGCUGGAAGCGAUUUUAAUUCUACAUCAAAUCGAGCCCACAAGAAGCCAAAACUUACCGAUCCUGAAAGUGAUAAUGAGUCCCACCAAGAAAUUGAUGAUGAUGAGGAGGAGGAGGCCAUUGAUGAAAACAUGUCCGACUUCUAUGAGGCAGGACUUCUUCUUGAAGAUAGUUCAGAAUCCGACUCAGAUAGCCCUCCCCAAAUCAUUCCUCGCAUUAAUCGCGUUCCUCGCAUUCGUCGCGCUUCUCGUCCCAUGAAUAGAAAGGAUGCAAUGAGAAGGAGGUUGACGAAGCACCAUCCAGAGCUUAGUACAAUGUGGGUUGUUGACCUUGAAAAUAUGCCCGUUCUCAAGGCCGACAAGGCCGAGCAACCUACUACUAUCUCGCGCCAGUUAAAACCAUUCCAACUCGAAGGACUUGCCUGGAUGAAGGCUAUGGAAGCAACAAAGUGGAAGGGUGGUCUACUUGGAGAUGAGAUGGGUCUUGGUAAAACGAUUCAGGCAGUGUCUUUGAUCAUGUCUGACUAUCCUGCUAAGGCACCGUCACUGGUGCUCAUGCCACCUGUUGCCUUGAUGCAAUGGACAUCAGAAAUUGAGUCCUACACAAAUGGGAAGCUAAAGACCCUGGUAUUCCAUGGUACUAAUGCCAAGGCCAAGAAUUUGACAACUAGAGAACUUAAGAAAUUUGACGUUAUCUUAAUGUCUUACAAUACCCUGGAGUCGCUCUUCCGCAAACAAGAGAAGGGUUUCAAGAGGAAAGAGGGCACGUAUAAGGAGAAGAGCGCUAUUCACCAGAUCAAGUUCCACCGUGUGAUCCUAGAUGAGGCUCAUUGUAUCAAGUCUAGGAACACCAUGACUGCGAAGGCAUGUUUUGCCCUCAAAGUCGAAUACCGCUGGUGCUUAACCGGAACCCCCUUGCAGAACCGAAUUGGAGAGUUCUUUUCACUACUUCGAUUCCUCAAAAUUACACCAUUCGCGGAAUACUUCUGCCGAGAGUGUCCUUGUUCCAACCUUGAAUGGUGUGCAGAUGAAUCGAAGAAUUGCUCACACUGUGGUCACUAUAUGAUGUCACAUAUUUCAGUCUUCAAUCAAGAACUUCUACACCCUAUUACUCGCAACGGUAACCACGGCGAAGGCAAAGAAGCACUCAGCAAACUCCGUCUCCUUACGGACCGAAUCAUGCUGCGCCGUCUCAAGCGAGAUCAUACGAAUGCUAUGGAACUCCCCGUCAAGGAGAUCUAUGUUGAUCGACAAUUCUUGAGCGAAGAGGAGAACGACUUUGCUAACAGUAUCACGGAUAACAGUCAGCGCAAGUUUAACACCUACGUAGCUCAAGGUGUCAUGCUCAACAACUAUGCCAAUAUUUUUGGUUUGAUCAUGCAGAUGCGCCAGGUUGCUAACCACCCCGACCUGAUCCUGAAGAAGAAUGCGGAGGGAGGACAAAACGUGAUGCAUUACGUUAAUUCUCAGGAGGCACCAGACUGUCCUCGCUGCCACAUAUCUCUAUCUAUCGAUCUCGAGCAGCCUGAGAUUGAACAGGACGCAAUGCUUGUCAAGAAAUCUUCCAUCAUCAAUCGCAUUAAGAUGGAGAAUUGGACAUCGUCGUCCAAGAUCGAGCUACUUGUUCACGAGCUCCACAGGCUGCGAUCAGACAGUGCCUCGCACAAGUCGAUCAUCUUCUCGCAGUUCACCACGAUGCUCCAGCUGAUUGAAUGGCGUCUUCGACGAGCUGGCAUCACGACAGUCAUGCUCGAUGGAAGUAUGACACCAGCUCAGCGCCAGGCUUCCAUUGACCAUUUCAUGAAAAACGUCGAUGUAGAAUGUUUCCUGGUGUCGUUGAAGGCAGGUGGCGUUGCUCUGAACCUUACAGAGGCGUCACGAGUUUUCAUUGUUGAUCCGUGGUGGAACCCAGCAGCAGAGUGGCAAUCGGCCGACCGAUGCCAUCGUAUCGGACAGACGCGUCCAUGUAUCAUCAAACGUCUCUGCAUUGAGGAUUCAGUGGAGAGCCGUAUAGUUGCGUUGCAAGAGAAGAAGACCAGCAUGAUCAAUUCAACUGUCAACUCAGAUGAAGCAUCGCUAGAGGCUCUCACCCAUGAGGACCUCCAGUUCCUCUUCAAAGGAACCUAG